This is a messenger RNA of Entelurus aequoreus (snake pipefish), 2070 nucleotides long. RefSeq names its product H/ACA ribonucleoprotein complex non-core subunit NAF1-like. Gene Ontology annotation, cellular component: sno(s)RNA-containing ribonucleoprotein complex. The transcript is spliced from 13 exons. Gene Ontology annotation, molecular function: RNA binding. The record is from RefSeq and is a predicted model, not a curated record. The coding region runs from base 210 to 1724 and encodes 504 amino acids. Gene Ontology annotation, biological process: ribosome biogenesis; box H/ACA snoRNP assembly; pseudouridine synthesis. NCBI's taxonomy places the organism in Eukaryota, Metazoa, Chordata, Actinopteri, Syngnathiformes, Syngnathidae.
AGAAUCGUCACAAACGUCACGUAUUUGGUUUCUAAGACAAUAUAAUCGCCGGUCCAUGAUUUUGUACCGAACAAGUAAUGAAUGGUAAUCGGAUAUUUUGUAGUCUUGAAUGUUUGUGCUACGUCUCAAUUGGCACACUUUCGUACUCAUACUUUGAGUACGUAAGAGCGUACACACCCGGAUGUUGCACUUAAAGUGCACCCAAGAAAAUGGAGCAGCUGAUACAAGCCUAUGGGAUGUGUGAGGACAUGACUACACAACAAGAAUGUUUAGACACUCAAGAUCAACCAGAGAUGGAGCAGCUGUUGGAAGACAAAGUACAAAAGGUACAAUCCUACGAGAUGAGUGAGGACAUGACUACACAACAAGAAUGUUUAAACACUCAAGAUCAACCAGAGAUGGAGCAGCUGUUGGAAGACAAAGUACAAAAGGUACAAUCUUACGAGAUGAGUGAGGACAUGACUACACAACAAGAAGUUUUAAACACUCACGAUCAACCAGAGAUGGAGCAGCUGUUGGAAGACAAAGUACAAAAGGUACAAUCCUACGAGAUGAGUGAGGACAUGACUACACAACAAGAAUGUUUAAACACUCAAGAUCAACCAGAGAUGGAGCAGCUGUUGGAACACCAAGUACAAAUAGUGCAAGCCUACGAGAUGAGUGAGGACAUGACUACACAACAAAAAAGUUCAAACACUCAAGAACAACGAGAAACAAGUGAACAUGCUGAGUCAGCUGUAUCAUCCUUAGUCCAUGAAGGGACGAAUAAGGAUUUUGAUGGGGAAAUUUCUGAAGAUACAGAUAGUGACACCUCAUCCUCCUCCUCGCUUUUUUCACAUGCCACCGUGAUUGAAAAUGAUGACGAUGAGGGUUUAAACCGAACAGCUAUCUUCAAAACCAAAGAUGAACUUUUACUAGAGGAUCUUCCUGCGGUGGAGGAGCUGACUGUGUCAUUACCAGAUGCUGUUGCGCUAACACCAGUAGGAACUGUAUCCAGCAUUAUACAGAAGCUUGUAAUAAUCCAGUCUCUGAAAGACACAACCCCUUUGACCGAUGACAGCAUCAUCUUUCGAGCUGAUCGACUAGCUUUGGGCAAGGUUUUUGAAACUUUCGGUCCUGUAUCCAGUCCCCUCUAUGUUUUGCGUUUUAACUCGCCAGAGGAAUUGAGCAACAAGGGGCUGACACUUGGAUUGACCGUUUAUUGUGCACCAGAUAUGGAAGAGUACACAGGAUACAUUCUCAUUCAACAUCUUAAACUUUUAAAGGGCUCUGAUGCAUCCUGGAAAAAUGACCAAGAACCUCCAGAAGAGGCUUUGGACUACAGUGAUGACGAGAAGGAGCAGCAAGCUAAAAAAGCGAAAAACUCCAGAAAGAAGAAGAAAAACUACAAAGAAAACCAUGCUCAGGGCACUGCACACCAUGAGCAGCAUCGCCAAGGUGUCACAGGUGCAACACAAACACAUACUGGGGCUCAGUUCAGCCACCAGAACUUGAACAAUAUCCAACCAGCCUUUCCUCAUUCUCAUCCACCGCCUCAGCACACACAUUUUCCUCCUAUGUACCCCCCAUCGCCCUACCUUUACCCACCCCUUCCUCCACCUCCAAUUGCUUUUCCUCUUUACCCACCACCUCCAUCGUUUUUUACUCCAUCAUACUCCUCCGCACCCUGGCUACAUAAUGUCCCUUUCUCACAAAUUCCUCCACCUGCCCCUCCUCCUGAGUGAAACUUAGCUUACUGUUGGGAGUUUCAUAUACUCUAUAUGUAUACUGUCACCUGGAGUUAUUACAAAACCCAGUACAAAAAUGUGUAAAUUAAAAAUAUUUUCAAAAUGUACAUUUUUAGAGGAUGGACUUUUUUCUAAUACAGUGACUAUUUGUAAUAUUAAAUGUGUAGAGAUGCUGCAAGUUUAGGAAACUUUGCAAAGGUAAUUUACAAAGAGUAGAGUCAUUUUUGGAACAGGGAUGUUCCGAUCGAUCGUCCGCCAGUCAGUAUUGUAUUUAUUUUUAGUCCCCCAGCUGACAAGCGGCUAGAAGCUACUUACAGUAUGUCUCCAUAAAACUUGUGGAGCC